This is a messenger RNA of Scleropages formosus (Asian bonytongue), 809 nucleotides long. RefSeq names its product polymerase (DNA-directed), epsilon 4, accessory subunit (gene pole4). NCBI's taxonomy places the organism in Eukaryota, Metazoa, Chordata, Actinopteri, Osteoglossiformes, Osteoglossidae. Gene Ontology annotation, cellular component: nucleus; epsilon DNA polymerase complex. Gene Ontology annotation, biological process: DNA-templated DNA replication. The coding region runs from base 29 to 604 and encodes 191 amino acids. The record is from RefSeq and is a predicted model, not a curated record. The transcript has 4 exons. Gene Ontology annotation, molecular function: protein heterodimerization activity.
GGUAAGGGCAGAGCCGUGGCCCUACGCGAUGUGUUACGUAAAGUGCGUACGUAAAGUGCGUAGUGGGAAGCGCCGCGCUCAAGGAGAUGUAGAGGAGCCGCGGCUGCCUGGGCGCGUUUCUCUCUCAGGACCCGGUUCGAGCGCAAUGGCUGCCGCUGUGGCCGUGUCUGUGUCCGUGGAAGCGGCGCCCGAGCGAUGCGGGCUGGAGGAGGAGGAGGAGGAGGAGAAGGAGGAGGAAGAAGGAGGAGGUCGCGAGGAGUGCGUGGCGAAUGAUGAGCCGGCGGAGGAAGAAGAGGAGGAGGGCGGCGCGGCGGCGCUCUCUGUGGGGGGACCGGGUCCGGGAGCGGGGACCCAGAGCCGGCUGGCCCGACUGCCACUAUCCCGCGUUAAGGCGCUCAUGAAGAUGGACCCGGACGUGUCUCUAGCCAGUCAGGAGUCCGUGUUCGCCAUCGCCAAGGCCACGGAGCUCUUUGUGGAGAUGAUCGCGAAGGAUGCCUUGGUUUACGCCCAGCAGGGUAAGAGGAAGACCCUCCAGAGGAAAGACCUGGACAACGCCAUCGAGGCCAUCGACGAGUUUGCGUUUCUGGAAGGCACUUUGGACUGAGAGUCAGCAGGAGGAGGGACACCUGGCGACUCGGUCAUAACCCCGAGAAGAAGCACAGACGCACGGCUCCCUCCCUUGAGAAAAGUUCAUCGCAUUUAUACAUGUCCAUUUGAAGUAUUUUUGUCCAAAGAAACUUUUUCAUUUGUGUUGGGUAUUUUCUACCACUUGCAGUCACUAUUUAAAAAUAAAAAUAAAAAAAAAAAAA